GGAGUGAAGGAAGGGCGAGGAAGGAGUCGAAUCGGAAGCGUAUAAAAAAAUAGAGAGCACGGCCACAGAAGAAAGCCCUUGACCUUGGUAUUACCUUGGAGUCAUAAUUCCAGGGAGAGAGAAAGUGAAGGAUCUGAAAAGUUCAUUACUCUCUUGGCUGUUCUGUGCAACCAAACCAACCAACAGGCUGUAGUAUUUGCUUUCGCCUUUUACUUUCUUCACUGGCGAAUUUAAAGAGCAUUAGUAUGCAGAAAAGGAAAAUGGAUGCGCAUGUUGAGAUGGGUCUUCUUGGGGAAAACUUCGAUCCGAGUUUGAUUGCGAGGAUUAGGGAUGAUGGGUAUGAGAGUCGUUCUGGAAGUGAUAAUUUCGAUGGCGUAUCAGGCGAGGAUGAUCAGGAUGCUGCAGACGAUACACCUCAGAGAUCGAAGAAGUACCAUAGACACACCCCUCACCAAAUUCAAGAACUUGAAAAUUUCUUCAAGGAGUGUCCUCAUCCUGACGAGAAGCAAAGACUGGAACUUAGUAGGAGGCUUGGCUUGGAGACUAAGCAAGUUAAAUUCUGGUUUCAAAAUCGACGAACCCAAAUGAAGACGCAACUGGAGCGUCAUGAGAAUCAUUUUCUGAGGCAAGAAAAUGACAAGCUCCGAGCUGAGAACAGUAUGAUGAAGGAAGCCAUGUCCAACCCGGUAUGCAACAACUGCGGAAGCCCAGCCAUUCCUGGGCAAAUCUCAUUCGAAGAACACCAACUAAGGAUUGAAAAUGCUCGAUUGAAGGACGAACUGAACCGCAUAUGUGCCUUGGCUAACAAGUUUCUGGGAAGGCCAAUCUCAACCAUGGCUCUUGCAACCCCAAAUUCUGGUCUUGAGCUAGCCAUUGGAAGGAGUAAUAAUACUAUGAGCGGGAUUGGUCUUGGGUCAAGCUUUCCGGUGGGAUUUGAUAUGGGGAUGACAAUGCAAAUGGGAAAUGAUCAAGCACAGGUUGAGAGAUCCAUGCUUAUAGACCUUGCCUUGGCUGCUAUGGAGGAAUUGAUGAAGAUGGCUCAAGGGGACGCCCCUCUUUGGAUUAAGACAUUGGAUGGCGGUAAUGAAGUCCUGAAUCUAGAGGAGUAUGCUCGGAUUUUUCCUCCUUGUCUUGGCCCGAAACCUCCUGGUUAUGUCACUGAAGCUACUAGAGGCACUGGAGUAGUGACGAUCAACAGUUUGGCUCUUGUUGAAACAUUGAUGGACAUGAAUCGAUGGGUGGAGAUGUUUCCGACCAUGAUUGCUAGAGCUUUGCCGCUCGAUGUGAUAUCAAAUGGCGUGGGAGGGACCAGAAGCAGUACUUUGCUCUUGUUGGAAGCUGAGCUGCAAAUGCUUUCGCCGUUGGUGCCCGUUCGGCAGACGAGAUUGCUGCGAUUUUGCAAGCAGCAAACAGAAAAUCUAUGGGCUGUGGUUGAUGUUUCAGUCGAGAUUGGUCGUGACCCCACCAAUGCACACCCUUUCGUCGCAUGCAGGAGGCUUCCUUCUGGCUGCCUUGUGCAAGAUAUGCCCAACGGUUACUCCAAGGUUACUUGGGUAGAGCAUUGGCAGUACGAUGAGAAUGUGGUGCACCAUCUUUACCGUCCGAUGGUGAACGCCGGCAUUGGCUUCGGUGCUCCUAGAUGGAUCGCCGCCCUCCAAAGGCAAUGCGAAUGCUUGGCCAUCCUCUUGUCCUCUUCCCUUCCUAUUGAUGAUCACGCUACACUGAGCCAAGGUGGGCGGCGGAGUAUGGUGAAGCUGGCACAACGUAUGACGGACAACUUCUGUUCUGGGAUAAUCGCUUCCUCUGGCCUCAGGUGGGACAGCCUCCGUGUGGAGACGCUGGGAGAUGACGUUAAGGUUAUGACCCGCAAGAGCGAAGGCGAACCAGGCGAUCCUCCCGGAGUCAUGCUCAGCGCCGCCACUUCCAUCUGGCUGCCGCUGUCGCAGCAGAGUUUGUUCGACUUCCUCCGGGAUCAACGCCGGAGAUUCGAGUGGGACAUCUUGUCCAACGGCGCCGGUACCAUGCAGGAAGUGGCUCUCAUUGCGAAGGGACAGACACAUGGUAACUGUGUUUCUCUACUACGGACCAACGGUGCUAAUGGGAACGAGACCAGCAUGGUGAUGCUGCAAGAGACAUGGACGGAUGCUACAGGGUCUAUGGUGGUUUAUGCACCAGUUGAUGUGCAGUCGCUGAACGUGGUGAUGAGCGGCGGCGAUUCUUCGUACGUGGCUCUCUUGCCUUCUGGCUUCGCCAUUCAUCCCGACGUCAGCCGCAACGGGAGUCCUCCGGGCGGUGACGGUGGCAGUGGCGGAAGCUUGCUUACGGUAGGGUUACAGAUACUGGUGAACAGCCUGCCAACAGGGAAGCUGACGGUGGAGUCCAUUGAAACGGUGAACAAUCUAAUGACGGCCACAGUUCAGAAGAUCAAAGAGGCGCUCAGAGUUGCAUGAAGUCGAUGAUGAUUACAAGUAGUGUUAAUGGAGUCUGCAGUUUUCAGAUUUAGGGUUUGGAUUUUUAAAGGUGGAACAAAAAUGAGUAGUUGAGAGGAGGUAAAGAGAGGAUAUAGAAAGCGGUGGUGGGGGAAGUAAGGGAAGGUUUCGAGUCAAGAACGAACCAUGCAUGGUAGAAAGAACAGGGUAUAUGAUAUGGUGGCAGCGGGUGGUUCGGGUAUUGACUCGUUGACCUCCGAGCGUUACUCGGUUUUUCAUUUCUCCUGGAGUCUUUUUUUUAUUUUUUAUUUUUUCCCUUUCUUUGUCUUAUAUGAUGAUUAGUGUUUGAUGUCGUUCAUGAGUCUUACGUUAUUAUAAUAUAAAGU
Neltuma alba is the source of this 2815-nucleotide messenger RNA. Its product is annotated as homeobox-leucine zipper protein ANTHOCYANINLESS 2-like. Gene Ontology annotation, molecular function: DNA-binding transcription factor activity, RNA polymerase II-specific; DNA binding; lipid binding. The record is from RefSeq and is a predicted model, not a curated record. The transcript has 10 exons. The coding region runs from base 246 to 2450 and encodes 734 amino acids. Gene Ontology annotation, biological process: regulation of DNA-templated transcription. Lineage: Eukaryota; Viridiplantae; Streptophyta; Magnoliopsida; Fabales; Fabaceae.